Alternaria novae-zelandiae is the source of this 633-nucleotide messenger RNA. RefSeq lists its product as uncharacterized. The coding region runs from base 1 to 633 and encodes 210 amino acids. The record is from RefSeq and is a predicted model, not a curated record. The transcript has 4 exons. NCBI's taxonomy places the organism in Eukaryota, Fungi, Ascomycota, Dothideomycetes, Pleosporales, Pleosporaceae.
AUGGCGCCGGCAUCAUCCACGACUUCGCUUCUAGACUCGCUCAAGGCCAUCGAAAUCCUCAAGGGCCUGGUCCUUGACCAUGCCCGCGCCAUCUACGGUCAUUCGUAUCCUACUUCCCACCACACCUUCUCGGUCAUCACCUGCGUUAUGGAAUGGGGCACAAUGCAGGCCCCAGACGACAAUUAUUUCGCUGAAGUCAUCGUCUAUACCACGCCUGAUUCAUUAGUGGAAUGGAAGCUGUUGCUCACGGGUGAAGAAUCAGAAUCGGACCUCGAGGCUAUGAAGAGCUUGUACCACACGGUACAACAGCAGGUCGGUAAAAUCUCAGGUGAGAGAAAAGCCCAUGUCCGCGCCAUUCACGGUCCAAUAUACUCCAGGGGCACUGUAUUCGACGUCGUUACAGGAUGGGACAAUGUAUGCUGUUCACGCUUCAUCUGCUAUGUCAUCGUUUACCCUGAAACCAAACCUUUCAAGGCAGGCGAGGUCGUGUCCGCCGAUUGGUCCCCAAUCAUGGCAUCGGAUCGUGCGGACACCGUGAACCAAGCCUACCAAGAUAUCCUCAACAAACUGCGGAUUGAGAUGCAGAAAGUUAUGGGCUUGGUUGAGACAUACAAGAAGAAGGCCGAGGAGUGA